Symbiodinium sp. CCMP2456 is the source of this 4617-nucleotide messenger RNA. NCBI's taxonomy places the organism in Eukaryota, Dinophyceae, Suessiales, Symbiodiniaceae. The record is from the annotation of a GenBank genome assembly.
AUGAAGCUGGCUUUCACCGUCACCGUCUUGGCAGGGCUGGCAGCGGCGGAAGGCGAACAAGACGUUCUGCAGAGACCAACUUUUCGGAAGCCCUUCCCGGAUCCCGCUUUGUUUCGUCGGAGCCGGCGCUUGGCCCAGGAAGGAGGGAAGCCGGAGCGCCUGCGUUUCGAGGUGGAAGACGGGGGUUAUCAGUUCAACUACGAGUUUGCCGGUGCUCCCAAAGUAGAGCACGUUUUCAACUUGGAUUCUGAGGGCGUGCAUGGGAUCCGUUGCACCGCGGGGCGAGAGGAUCAUUUGGAAAUCUUUUGGGCCAACCUGACCGAAGCAGCUGCGGCAGCACUGAGGAAGGAUGCGGUAAUCUCAGGUUCGCCGGAGUGGCAGUGCAGCUUUUCCAUCCCUGCGACGUCUCGGAACUCUCGAAUCCAAAGUUCUGGCCUGCUCCUGCGUGUGAUGGAAGUGGAGGCCUUGGCCACUUCCAGGUCGCUCUGCACCCGCCUUCGGGUUGUUCCCGCCAGCCCCGUCGAGAUCUUCCGCGACCUUUACAUCGACCUGUCAUGGCAUCCGGUUGGACGUUCAGCCGACCGUCGGCUGGAGGCAUGUUCAACAGAGCACCAAUACAGCUUGAACUACGAUUGUGAAAGUCAGAGAGCCUCGCAAAGCCAUGUGGUAGGGCCAUUUACAUGCUCCAACUGCUAUGCGUUGCUAGAUAUCACUCCAGCCUUCAAGCUCCAGACCAACAGUCUUGGCCAACCCACGAGGAUCUCCUUGCAGCUGUCCGCGGCGUUUGAAGCCAACCUUGAACUGGGCUUGAACGGACCACAGUCCAUCAUCAGCUCUAACUGGACGCAGCUUUUCUCCCAGAGGACCGGAAACCUACUGAACACCAUAGGCUUCGUGAUGCCGAUGUUCGGUACCCUCGUGAGCACGAUCAACAGUUGGACAGUGAAUAUGGGCAUCUUUGCCAAUUACGAGCUCAAGGGCCAAGCAGACGUCCGGAGCAUUCUCCAAGGCCUUUUGCAGACGAAGCGGGUCUAUGAGUGGACUGGCGCGGAGGUCGGUUGGACAAGUUCCGAGGGCUUCUUUUACACCUUAGGCACCGUUUCCAGCUCCGGCAACACGUCCACGCCGGACCUGAAGGACUUCUCGGCAGACCUGGCAGUGGCCCUGGCUCCCUGCGUCUCCCUGGAUCUGAGCUACGAUCAGGAAAUCAUGUCUUCAGCCUCCGCCUGUCUUGAGGGCAACGUGGCUUAUCUGACGGAGAGGGCCACCUCUUCAGUUGCAGCAGAUGCAGUUGGUGGCACCUCUCAGGCAAAUGACGAGCAAUUGUGCGUGGACCUAUACAAAUUCGAAACCGAUGGAGAUUUGGAGUUGUUGGGUUCGAAUGAUCCCUAUGCAGGGUGGUGCUACAUGGGGAAGUGCCACUACACAGGAUAUGAGCAUAUGAGUGGCGGUGAGGCAGCUUUUGAUGACGGAUGGUCGUGCGUGAACAUCCGCACGUCGUCUUUGAGUGACAAUCGGCUCUAUGUGGAAGUCUGGGAAGAUGAUACAGGUUGGGACGAGGUCUUCACCGAAAGAGGCUCCAUCGACCUGGCCAGUGAGGCUAUGGAUUUCAACAAAAGGGUUGCCCUCACCCCAAACAGCAAGUCAGGUGGGACGUAUGCCUACUUGUCACUGAAGGUGCGGCGGUCCCCGCUGCGGCUGCUUUCACAGACUAGCAAUGAAAGCUCCAUAAACGGUCCCUGUGGCCAAAGCCUUUAUGCGGGAGCGGGGAUGAGUGGUGGCCUGUCAGGAUUCAAGCUUCCGAGCGUUUGGGAACAUAACGGCACAGUGCUUGUCGACCCCAUCUCGCUGGGCAGUGUUAGAACGGAGAUGCAGCGUGUUGUUUGCAAGGACCUUCCAGCUUCUGGUGACGCGAUGGUCAGCUUCAGUGCGCUCGAAGUUGCUUUCUCCUUGGAGCUGCUCCAAACUCUGUGCUACACGUGCUUGCGUCCACGGAUGCGCUGCGGCCUGGCCGGCAACUUGGACCACGACCCGGUCGGAGUCGCCGCUGCUGUGGAGGCAUGGCUUAGGCUCGGCGGGCGAGCCGUCGACACCGCACUCAUGUACGGCCACGACCAGGGCUUGCAGGAGGGUCUCAAAAAGAGCGGCGUGCCACCAAAAGAGGUUUACAUCACCUCCAAGAUUCCCCCCGAGCGCAUGGGGUUCGACGAGACGCUGGAAGCCGCUGCCGAGGCGCGGAGGACGAUCGGGCGGCCAGUGGAUUGCUUGAUGAUUCACUGGCCGGGUCGGGCCUGGCCCAAGCGGAGCUCCGACCCGGACUGCGUUCGAGGCCGCGGAGCCGAGCUCCCGGGCGACUGGUCGGAGUGCCGGCGCGCGACGUGGGAGGCGCUUCAGUCCCUGAAGCGCGCCGGAGAAGUCCGUCAAAUCGGUGUCUCCAACUAUGAGCUGCCCCAUUUGGCGGAGCUGGAGACGCAGCACUCGCUCCCCGAUGUCUUGCAGAUCGAGUUCCACCCGUGGUGGCGCCGCGCGGACCUCCUCGCCUGGUCUAAGGAGCACGGCGUGCAGCUGGUGGCCUAUGGCAGUUUGGGAGGAGUUGCCUCCGAUUGGUUGGGCGACGGUGUGCUCGCAGAUCUGGGGAAGGAGGAAGGUCUUACCGUGGCCCAGCUUCUUCUGAAUUGGGCCACCAGCCAAGGGGUUUCGGUGAUUCCAUCGUCUCGCAGUGAGCGGCACAUGCUUGAGAACUUGAACUGUUGCAAGAAGAGGCUGUCGCACAGAGCUUCGAAGUUCCUGUCUUCCCAGCCAGACUGGCUGCAGCGGAGGAUCCAGCCGGAUCCGAGGUUCAUUACCGUUCCUGGCGUGUCUUGGGAGGAUUUUGGCGGCCCGGUCCCGCCCUCCCACGCUCGGCUGGACCUCUUCGGUGCUGUUGAUCAGCUUCACAUGGGUGUCCUGCGCCAGCAGUGCUGGCACGAGCACUUUCAGCCCUAUCCCUGCUGCCAUCCUUCCUUCGGACCGGAAGGGCUUGCAAGCUGUUGGGGAUCAGGAUUCACGUUUCUCGACUGUUGCUUGCCGCCUGCGAUCCUGAAGCUGACGUUGCCACUUGCAAUACCCUGGCUGCCGGAGGAGGUCGACUUUAUCGUCGUGGGCGCAGGCUCUGCCGGCAGUGUGGCCGCCUCGCGGCUGGCCCGUCGCGGCUUCUCGGUGGCUUUGCUCGAGUCCGGUGGAAUCGGGUAUGCUGGCGGGGUGGACUCCCACCCCAACCCUUCUGCACCGGAGCAAGCCGAUCACUGGUAUGUGAACGACAUCGAGUGGGGCUUGGGCAAAGUGACGCGAGCAACGCAGAUCAUCCAUGGCCGCGGCCUGGGCGGCACCUCCUCCGUGAAUGGCCGCUACUACACACGGACCUACCUCCCCUUCGACCCUGAGGUGGUUUUGAAGGCUUACGAAGAUGUGGAGGCGGAUCUGGAGAUGCACGCCGAGGAUUUGGACGGUGGGAGGUCUCCGUGGCAGGCAGCCAUCCUGGACGCUCUCGCAGAGGCCAGCGUUCCCUUCCGGCAGAAUGCCUCGAUGUCGUGGCACAGUGCCUCUGUUGGCCCCACCCAGCGGAUUGCGCGCUGCCGGCACAUGUCUCUUGGGCCGUCGUCCUACCACUGCGCCCUUGGUGCCGAGAAGUCUCAGCUGGGAGAGGGAGGAGAGCGAGGAGAUGCAGGAGAGGGAGUCCGAGUCGUGUUGCAGGCGCACGUGGCGAAAAUCAUUUUGGAAAGCGGCCGCGCGCGCGCAGUCUCGGUCGGCCGCGCGGGCCCGAGCGGCUCGAACGGCCGCCAGGCGGUGGCUCGCUGCCGGCAUGGCGUCGUUGUGAGCGCUGGUGCCUUGCAGACCCCGGCUCUCCUUCAGCGUUCAGGGAUCGGCAGCCGCGAGGACGCGCAGCGUUUGGGGAUCAAGCUAGAAGUGGAGAGCCCGGCAGUGGGUGGCCACCUCCAGGAUCACCAGUACCUUGCUUUCCAAUUAAGAACGCCGCUGCCUUGCACGGAGCCGCUCGGUGCACCGAGCCGCGGGAGCCUCUAUGCCUUCUACUCCCGCUUGGGGCACUCGCCGGGCCGCUCAAGGCCGAGGCUGGAGCUCCAGAUGCUUCCGCGAUGCACCAAGGGCGGCCGUCUCGAGCUGAAGAGCUUUCUGAUUUUACUCCGGAGCCGCAGUGCGGGCCGCGUGCUGGCACGCUCCAUGGACCCGUCCGAGCCUCCCGGAGUGCUUUUGGAUCCCUUUGCAGGCAAUGCCUCAGAUGUGGCAUCCCUCCUCCAUGGGCUCCGGGAACUUUACGGCGUACUGCAGAAAGCCUGGCCAGAGCUGUCCUUCGAGCCUUCCUAUGAAGACUUGAUGAAGGACGAUGUCGCCGGACGGCAUUGCGCUCAAUUUCUGGGUUCCUGGCAGCACCCGAUGGGAACUUGCCGCCUUGGGAAGGUGCUGGACGCUCGGCUCGGGCUGCGUGGGGUGAGGGGCCUCUGGGUGGCCGAUGCGUCGGCGCUUCCCGACUGGGCACUGGCCGGGCACCCUGACGCCGGCAUCCGUGCUGUCGGCUCCCUGGUUGCCACCUUCGCGGCCGAAGAUUCUGGAGCGGCUUGA